CAUAAAGAUAUCGCCCAAAGCCGAAAGACUUGCUGUUCUCUUGUGAGAACAACAGUCAGCGCAGAGUAGCUCACAUCCAAAAGAUCUUGUCAGGAGUUUCACCAACAACUUCAUCUGUCUCGACUGGCUUCUUGUCAUGAACCAGCAGAAUAUGCAGCCACCUCUUCUUGGCCGAGUUGCACCCCACAGAUGUCUCCCUGUACUACAACGGCUAGGCAAUGCAGCAUCCUCUUCACAAGCUGUGCCUGUAGCCACGGCCACGACGCAGCGCAGACUGACGUCUCUGCACAGCCCAGUCGCAAGCUGCAGCUACCAGACAGCACGAAGCACCCAGUGCAGAAGUGCCUUGCUGUCCAGGAACACAGGCAUUGCUGGCCCCAAUGCUGGCGCCAGCAACUUCAGCAGCCGUAGCCUUGCUCGUUUUUCGAAUGCCCUCAGUGAAAGCGUGUUUCCCAGCCAGACAUCAACACCAAGUCCUCUACAUCAAAGGCAACAGCGCGGCUUUGCGGUUGUGGCAGCAGCGAGCGGGGGCGGCAAGAGAAUCACGCAGAAUGAGUUCACUGACAAGGCCUGGCAGGCCAUCAUCGCUGCACCAGAGAUUGCCAAACAGAGCAGCCACCAGAUUGUGGAGACGGAGCAUCUCAUGAAGGCCCUGUUGGAGCAGCCAAAUGGCAUGGCGAGGAGAAUCCUGGCCAAGGCAGGCUCCAAUCCCACAGAUCUCCUGGACAAGACUGACGGCUACAUCCGCCAGCAGCCUCGCAUCAGCGGCGACUCGCAGCAGGUGCUGGGGCGCAACCUGGAGGGGACGAUAACGCGCGCGCAGGACAUCCAGAAGGACUGGAAGGACGAGUUCACCAGCGUGGAGCACCUGGUGCUGGGCCUGCAGGACGACCCGCGCUUUGGCCGCGACCUGUUCAAGAAGGAGGGGCUGGACGCCAAGAAGCUGUCCGAGGCCGUCAAGCAGAUCCGCGGCUCCAACCGCGUCACCGACCAGGACCCGGAGGGCAAGUACGAGGCGCUGUCCAAGUACGCGCGCGAUCUGACGGCGGCCGCGCGCGACGGCAAACUGGAUCCGGUGAUCGGCCGGGACGACGAGAUCCGGCGCGCCAUACAGAUCCUGUCGCGACGAACUAAGAACAACCCCGUGCUCAUUGGCGAGCCCGGCGUCGGCAAGACGGCCGUCGCCGAAGGGCUGGCGCAGCGCAUUGUCACCGGGGACGUUCCAUCGUCGCUGCAAGACCGGCUGCUGAUGGCGCUGGAUCUGGGGGCGCUGAUCGCGGGCGCCAAGUACCGCGGCGAGUUUGAGGACCGGCUCAAGGCCGUCAUCAAGGAGGUCACCGACUCCAACGGCAAGAUCAUCCUCUUCAUCGACGAGAUCCACACCGUUGUCGGCGCGGGGGCCACCAGCGGCGCGAUGGACGCCAGCAACCUGCUGAAACCAAUGCUGGGCCGCGGCGAGCUGCGCUGCAUCGGCGCGACGACCCUCGACGAGUACAGGAAGUACAUCGAGAAGGACCCCGCCCUCGAGCGCCGCUUCCAGCAGGUGUAUGUGGACCAGCCCUCGGUCGUGGCCACCAUUGCCAUCCUGCGCGGCCUCCGCGAAAGGUACGAGCUGCACCACGGCGUGCGCAUCAGCGACAGCGCGCUCGUGGACGCGGCGGUGCUGGCCGACCGAUACAUCGCCGACCGAUUCCUGCCGGACAAGGCGAUCGACCUCGUGGACGAAGCCGCCGCCAAGCUCAAGAUGGAGAUCACAAGCAAGCCGCUGCACCUGGACGAGAUUGACCGCAAGAUCCUACAGCUCGAGAUGGAGCGCCUCUCGCUCGCCAAGGCGGCAAAGGCAGACAAGACGGCAGCAAUGCGGCUGUCGGGGCUGGACCAGCAGCUGACGCAGCUCAAGGCGGAGCAGGCCGAGCUGACCAAGCAGUGGGAGAAGGAGCAGCAGGAGAUGCAGCGCCUGCAGUCCAUCAAGAACGAGGUGCGCAUCGAGCGCGUGAACUUGGAGGUUCAGGCGGCCGAGCGCGACUACGAUCUGAACCGCGCGGCGGAGCUCAAGUACGGGACGCUGCUGCAGCUGCAGAAGCAGCUCAAGGAGGCCGAGCAGGCGCUGGAGCAGGAGACGGCGGGCACGGGGUCGCGCAUGCUGCGAGAGGAGGUGACAGAGACGGACAUCGCUGACAUCAUCAGCCAGUGGACGGGCAUCCCCGUUACUAAGCUGGUCGCGUCCGAGCGAGACAAGCUGCUGCACCUGGACGAGGAGCUGCACCGGCGAGUCAUCGGCCAGGACGAGGCAGUCAACGCCGUCGCAGACGCCAUCCAGCGGUCGCGCGCUGGCAUGGGCGACCCGAAUCGGCCCAUUGCGUCGUUCAUGUUCCUGGGCCCCACGGGCGUUGGAAAGACUGAGCUGGCCAAGGCGCUCGCAGAGUACCUCUUCAACACAGACCAGGCCAUGGUGCGGCUGGACAUGAGCGAGUACAUGGAGAAGCACACCGUCAGCCGCCUCGUCGGUGCGCCGCCCGGCUAUGUCGGCUACGAGGAGGGCGGCCAGCUCACCGAGGCUGUCAGGCGUCGCCCGUACGCAGUUGUGCUCUUUGAUGAGGUGGAGAAGGCGCACGCAGACGUCUUCAACAUCCUGCUGCAGAUCCUGGACGAUGGGCGGGUGACGGACAGCCAGGGGCGCACGGUGUCGUUCAAGAACACUAUCCUGAUCAUGACCAGCAAUCUGGGCAGCCAGGCAAUCCUGGAGGGCAUGGCCGCGCGAGACCAGGAACGCGUGCGCGAAACAGUCAUGGCCAUGGUGAAGGCUUCGUUCCGGCCGGAGUUUGUGAACCGCGUGGACGAGUUUGUUGUUUUCGAGGCGCUGAAGCUGAACGAGAUCCGCCAGAUCGUGCGCCUGCAGGCCAAGCGCGUCGAGCAGCGCCUCGCAGAAAAGAAGAUCAAGCUCGAGCUGGAUGAGUCAGCCGUCGACUACCUCGCGACCAAGGGCUUCGAUCCGGUGUACGGGGCGCGUCCGGUGAAGCGCGCGGUGCAGCGCGACCUGGAGACGGGCCUGGCCAAGGCGCUGCUGCGGGGGGACUUUGGGGAAGAGGACACAGUAAUAGUGGAGGCACCGGGGGGCGCCCAGGGGGACCACUUGGAAUUCCGGGCCAAGGACCGCGCCACGCCGCCCGGGCCGCCAGCUCUGCCGCUGGAGAUACUGGCCUGAGUCAGAGCUUGGACAGGGCUGAAAAAGACAGGGUAGAAAUUGUCUCUUUUAGUUGUGGUGCUUGGCUGGAGAUCCUGGCCUGACCGGCGUGAGUCAGUGUCCACUCGUGGUGGAAUGUGAUUGGCAAGAAAGAUGGGCAGACUUCACGAGGAGCUCUUGUGGCUGGCGGUGUGACUGGGAUCCUGGCCUGAGCUGUGGCUUUGGCCGGCAAAGGAAUUGGGGCGGAGCUCACAAGAAGGCUGUAAUGCUUGCCUGAGCUCUCACAGGGCGUACUGUGAAAGGCAAGAAAAUUGGGCAGAGGCUCUGGUGCUUGGCAGGAGAUCCUGGCCUGAGUUUCUGCUCUGACAGCGCUGAAAGGGACCGGCAAAGGAAGUGGGGCAAACCUCACAAGAAGGAUGGAGGUGUUGGCCUGAGUGCUCUGAGCUGUGGCUCCCAGGGGCGUAAAGUGAGUGGCAAUGAAAGAGGUAAGAGCUGACAAGGAGGCUUUCCUCCGGUGUGGUGCUUGCCUUGGCAGGGGUAUGUGGAGCAGGCACGGUCCCUGAGCUCACAGGCAUUAAUGGUGACAUCGCUGCUUUUAACUUUGCUGAGAGGCCGCAGUUAAGAGGGCAGUUUUGUUUCAGUUGGACAGCCAUCUCAAUUUCUGCUUGCCGGCGCCUGCUUCAUCAGAGGAGGUCAUAUUACAAUCACUCUGUGCCAUCUGGUGAUGUUGUGACGGUCGCUUUGUCAUGGUCAUCAAUUAUCAAAUCAUGACAGUAUUGUUGUGUAGCUGUGCACUUAAGGUUUGCUUAUUGUAUUCUGCUAAUUUUGUGACCUGUUGCAAGGGGUCGUUGGUCAUGUGCGUUUUGUGCUGGUGAAUAUUUGCAAACGUUUUACAUAGCGC
Messenger RNA from Coccomyxa subellipsoidea C-169, 4085 nucleotides. Its product is annotated as ClpB chaperone, Hsp100 family. Gene Ontology annotation, biological process: cellular response to heat; protein refolding. Lineage: Eukaryota; Viridiplantae; Chlorophyta; Trebouxiophyceae; Coccomyxaceae. The coding region runs from base 137 to 3205 and encodes 1022 amino acids. The record is from RefSeq and is a predicted model, not a curated record. Gene Ontology annotation, molecular function: ATP binding; ATP hydrolysis activity. The transcript has 19 exons. Gene Ontology annotation, cellular component: cytoplasm.